This is a messenger RNA of Sphenostylis stenocarpa, 195 nucleotides long. NCBI's taxonomy places the organism in Eukaryota, Viridiplantae, Streptophyta, Magnoliopsida, Fabales, Fabaceae. The record is from the annotation of a GenBank genome assembly.
AUGGUUGAUAGAACAAGACUUAGAAAAAUUGACAAUGAGUUGUCUCGUCUUGAGGCACAAAACUCCAAUUUUCAAGAACGCACGGAAAUCCAAUUUUCUCCUAUUUCUAUGAAACCUAGUGCAUUUUGCAUCCCUCCAAACCAUGGCAACCCUGUCGCACAACCUGUUCCCACUAGUGCAAAAAGGGGCUUUUAC